Messenger RNA from Juglans microcarpa x Juglans regia, 1923 nucleotides. Its product is annotated as pyridine nucleotide-disulfide oxidoreductase domain-containing protein 2. The record is from RefSeq and is a predicted model, not a curated record. Bases 65 to 1753 code for a protein of 562 amino acids. NCBI's taxonomy places the organism in Eukaryota, Viridiplantae, Streptophyta, Magnoliopsida, Fagales, Juglandaceae. The transcript has 16 exons.
UGAUAUUAUACGUUCCCUGGAUGUCAACAGAAGAUGCUGACAGGGUAAGGAAUCAGCGUGAAGAAUGUGGCGAAGGAGCUUUAGCAGCACCACGAGCGCGUUGAAGGACAAGAAAUGGGACGCUCUCAUCAUCGGCGGUGGCCAUAAUGGUUUGACGGCCGCCGCGUACCUCGCACGUGCUGGCCUCUCCGUCGCUGUUCUCGAGCGCCGCCACUUGAUCGGCGGUGCCGCCGUUACCGAAGAACUCAUCCCGGGCUUCAAAUUCUCCCGCUGCAGCUACCUCCAAAGCCUCCUCCGCCCCUCCAUCAUCAGGGAGUUAGAGCUAGGGCGUCAUGGAUUGAGGCUGUUGAAGAGGAGCCCAUCUUCGUUUACGCCUUGUUUGGACGGACGUUAUCUUCUACUGGGCCCUGAUAAGGACCUUAAUCGUUCAGAGAUUUCCAAGUUCUCUAAACGAGAUGCCGAUGCCUAUCCAAGAUAUGAAAAUCAACUGGAGAACUUCUGUAAAUUCAUGGACCCACUGUUGGAUUCGGCUCCUCCUGAAUCUUUGCAAGGCGUUUUCUCUUUGAAGGAUCAGUUGAAAAACAGAAUGCACAAAUCAGCUUUUUGGGCUCGUUUUCUGCGGCAGGCGAUGACGUUGGGCCAAAAAGAUAUUGUGGAGUUCAUGGACCUUUUAUUGUCACCAGCUUCAAAGGUUUUGAAUAACUGGUUUGAGACAGAUGUUCUCAAAGCAACCCUUGGAACAGAUGCUGUAAUAGGAACUACGGCUAGUGUACAUACUCCCGGGAGUGGAUAUGUUUUACUUCAUCACGUGAUGGGCGAAACUGAUGGCGAUCGCGGAAUUUGGUCGUAUGUCGAAGGUGGGAUGGGCUCAGUUUCCAUGGCUAUCGGUAAUGCUGCUAGGGAAGCUGGGGCCCAUAUUGUCACAAGUGCAGAGGUCUCACAAUUGUUGAUUGGAGACUCUGGUGUAGUGGACGGGGUACUGCUGGCUGAUGGUACAGUGGUGCAUUCUUCAAUUGUUUUAUCAAAUGCAACCCCACACAGAACUUUCAUGGAUUUAGUCCCUAAAAAUGUCCUUCCUGAUGAUUUCAUCCGAGCUAUUAAGUACUCUGACUACAGUUCUGGAACUACAAAAAUAAACUUAGCAGUUGAUAAACUGCCCCAGUUUAAAUGUUGCAAAAUAGGCCAUCCUGAUGCUGGUCCUCAGCAUGUUGGCACCAUUCAUAUUGGUUCUGAAAGCAUGGAAGAGAUUCACUCAGCGUCUCAAGAUGCUGCCAAUGGAUUACCAUCACGAAGACCAAUUAUUGAAAUGACAAUCCCCUCUGUUCUUGACAAGACUAUAUCCCCACCUGGUAAGCAUGUGAUCAACCUGUUUAUUCAAUACACACCCUAUAGUCCAUUGGAUGGUAGCUGGGGAGAUCUUGCUUAUAGGGAAUCAUUUGCAAAAAAAUGUUUCACCUUGAUUGAUGAAUAUGCCCCUGCAUUCAGCUCAUCAGUCAUUGGCUAUGACAUGUUGACUCCGCCUGAUCUUGAAAGGGAAAUUGGUCUGACAGGAGGGAAUAUCUUCCAUGGUGCUAUGGGAUUAGAUUCUCUCUUCCUCAUGCGGCCGGUUAAAGGAUGGUCGAAUCAUAGGACUCCACUCCAAGGGCUGUACUUGUGCGGAAGCGGGACCCAUCCUGGGGGUGGCGUGAUGGGCGCACCUGGACGUAAUUCUGCUCGUCUAAUUCUUGAAGAUGUCAAGACACCAUUGAGUUGAAACACGGUAACUCAGCCAUAUGUCCUCUAUAAAGGCUUUUUAAGUUCCCAAUUUCCUUUUAUCCUUUUGUAGGAGUUCAAUUAGCAUUCUCUCGACUGUCAAUUUUGUAUGCGUAUUUUACUACAACAGAAUAAUAAGGUCGGAUCAAAUUGCAUUCGUCAUGAGACUAA